Didymodactylos carnosus is the source of this 594-nucleotide messenger RNA. The record is from the annotation of a GenBank genome assembly. NCBI's taxonomy places the organism in Eukaryota, Metazoa, Rotifera, Eurotatoria, Philodinida, Philodinidae.
AUGCUGCUGCCAUCAAUAGCUAUCCUUCGACUAUUCUAUGUUCUAAGUGCAAUUUCAAAUGUUGUAAAUGGCGGCGAUUGGAACGGCUGGAGUUUAAAUUCAAAUAAUGAUUGCUAUCAACGUGAAGAAUUGCCUCAGCAAUUACCGCUUACCAAUAUGUCACAUCCAUCUCAAUUCAUUAAAAGAGGGUUCUAUAAAACAAGUGGUGUUGUAACAGCAACGCCAAUCGUGUAUCAUGGACGUGUCUACUUUCCAGAUUUGAAUGGUACAAUCUAUUGUCUGAAUGAAACAAACGGAAAACUGAUGUGGAAUAGACAUGUAUCACCAAUAUUAAAUUAUCCUACAUAUCCAGCACGCGUUAGUCCAGUUGUUUAUGGUGAUCAACUGAUUUUAGGUAUACAAACAAGCACAAUUGCAGAUUUAUAUACAAGUCCUGGUUCAGUUGUGUUUUCGUUGAAUCGAUUCACUGGACAGUUAAAAUGGAGAAAACGGGUUGAUACACAUCCUGCUUCAAUUAUAACCUCGACUCCUGUUAUUAUUCGUGAUCUGAUAUUGAUAGGGGUUUCAUCAAAAGAAGAAGUGUUAGCUGUUUAA